GGGUCGUCUUCUUCUUCACUCCAAAAAAGUCUAAAAAAAAGAAAAAAAAAAGAGAGGGAGACCAAUCGGCGCUGAUGGAGGCGUCGCCGGCGGAGAGGGAGAUGCCGGCGGAGUGGGGCGAUGGCGCGGUGGCCAUGGGUUUUCGGGUGAAGGCUUCUUCUCGCGAGUCGGCGUCACAGAAGGCGGGCAACGUGCUGGAGCCCGACCUGCGCUCUCACUGGUCCACCGCCACCAACACCAAGGAGUGGAUCCUCCUAGAGCUCCAGGAACCGUGCCUCCUCUGCCACAUCCGCAUCUACAACAAGUCCGUCCUCGAAUGGGAGCUCACUGCAGGAUUGCGCUACAAGCCUGAUGCCUUCGUCAAGGUCCGCCCGCGCUGCGAAGCCCCCAAGCGCGACAUGGUGUACCCCGCCAACCACACCCCUUGCCGCUAUGUCCGCAUCUCCUGUCUGCGCGGCAACCCCAUCGCCAUCUUCUUCAUCCAGCUCAUUGGCAUCCCCGUACCUGGGCUCGAAUCUGAGCUCCAGCCUCUGGUCAACUACUUGCUGCCACAAAUCACAUCCAACAAACAACCUCCUUCUCACAAUAUGCAUCUCCAGUUGCUUAAAGACAUUGCAAGCAGGUUACCACCAUUUCUGCCCCAGAUUGAGGCUGACCUUAAUAGCAUCGUGGACACCCCAGAGAGCAGCGUGCGGUUUUUGGCUCUGCUCGCUGGACCAUUUUACCCGAUCCUUCACCUUAUAAAUGAAAGGGAUCCUACAAAAACUUUGAUUAGUUCUUCUGAUUCAGAUACCCUGAGAACUAGUCCAGCUGCUACUCCAACAGUUUCCUCAAAUUUUGAGGCACAACCUAGGAGAUCACGGAGUCCAUCAUCUGUUCAGCCCGCUUCAUAUUUACUGGCAUUUCGAUCUGAAAUGGCUGUUCUCCUCUUAAGGAAAGCACAUAAAGACAAAACCCUUGGAAUUUUUUGCCUCCGAGCAUCAAAGGUAUUGCAAAAGCUUUUGGAACCUGAGCCAUUUUUUCUUCCGAGUCAUGUCUGUGAUGAAAUUCCUAAAAGUGAUGCUUCCAGCCUAGUACUUUCUACAGACUACUCUAGUUUGUUUGGAGAAGAAUUUAGCCUAUCGGAAAAUCAUUUUGAUGGUUCGAUCCUGAAUAUUUUGGAUAUUGCUGCUGUCGAAGAAGGUUUUCUUCAUGUACUAUAUGCAGCUGCAUCACAGCCUCUGCUAUGUCGCAAGCUUGCUGAAGUUACUUCAGACAUGUGGUCUGUCUUACCACUUGUUCAAGCUCUUCUUCCAGCGCUUCGUCCUCCACUCAGUCCUGGUCCUACUGAACAUAUUGAUGAUUCUUUUAGCCAAUGGAAUCAUCCAAACGUUCAGAAUGCUCUGUCCCAGAUUGUUACAAUGUCAGUAUCAUCAUCAGCUUUUCAUUCUCUUCUCAGAGCAUGCGCUGGCUAUCUUUCAUCCUACCUUUCAUCGCAUGCAAAAGCAGCCUGUGUUUUGCUCGACUUGUGUAGGGGGCCAUUGGUAACAUGGAUACCCAUGAUAACAGCAAAGGUAGAUCUUGCAGUUGAACUUCUGGAGGAUCUCCUGGGUAUCAUCCAGGAAGCUGGCCGAUCUCUUGCUCGUUCUCGUGCAGCGCUGAAGUAUGUUGUAUUGGCAAUUUCCGGGCAUAUGGAUGAUGUGCUCACAGAAUAUAAAGAAGUCAUGCAUGCGAUACUUUUCAUUCUGGAGAUGCUAGAUCCUUUUAUCGAUCCUUCAACAAGUGUCAUGAAGGACACAAUAUUUGAUGGUAUCUCUGCUAUAUAUUUGGAGAAGCAGGCAAGUUCUUGCGAUGUUGCCUUGAAUAUUAUCCGUACAGCAGUAAAGAGGGCUGCAGUUCUCCCUUCUCUGGAACUUGAAUGGCGACGAGGAGCUGUUGCCCCAAGGGCAUUCUUUGUUGUCAUCAUCACGACUACUGUGCUUCGCUAUGCACUUCUUCAGCUUGAUUUGACAGGAUUAUCAAGACUCCACUCUACGACGGCUUUGAAGAGACAAUUUUUGGAUGUUUUAUUAUUUAGUGUCACCUCUUUCAAAUGCAACGCUAUUGCAUACGCCUUGCAUUUGAGUGUAAUUCUUUCCAUCUUGGAUCCACAUAUGCCACUUCCUCCUGACAUAGACCUCUGCAAAAGUUCAGUGCAUGAGAUUGAUCAGGCAUCUUUGGCUGUUUUGGAUUAUCCUGCACCACAGUCAUGCCACCCUGAAAAUAUUGAUGGGCGAGAUGCAUUUGAAACAACCGUUAGGUCUGAAAGUUUUGAACAGUGCAAUUCUUUGUUUGCUCCUGAAGAGUUAAAGCAAUCUGAGUUGAGAAGGCUUACUUUGAAUGGAAAAGGCCAUGAUGAAAAUGAAAUAACUCAAACAAGUUUGAACCAGGACAUCCCUGAAAGCAGAAGAAGUAACGAGAAAUUAUCAUCGGACCCUAUCCAGUUAGAUAAUAUUGCUGCUGCUGAUUACUUUGAUGCACAGGUUGAUUAUCGACAGCUGGAGAACCACCGGGACUAUGAGUUACGAGCUCAACAAUUUCAGCACUUAGCACUGAACCUAUGCAUGCAACAAGAACCUACACUUGAAGGCCAUAAUGCCGGAAUUGAUUCUUUGUUGUUAGCUGCAGAAUGUUACAUUAAUCCAUUUUUUCUCUUGGAUUGCCAGCCUACUUUAGAGCCUCUGGACAAAAUUGAACGUAUCCAUUCAGAGUUGAUGCAAGGAAAUGUUUCCUUUGAUCCAAAAGAUUUGCACUUAAAAGAUUUAGAUCUAGUAACAAUAUAUAAUUUGGAGGGCAAGAGGGAUAAAUCUGUCAUAGAGUUACUCCUGCUAGCUUCAAGAUUUGACUGUGAAUACCAGGAAAAGAUACCCGAAGGGGAAUCUUAUCCAAAUACCACCGAAGAUGGCAAGCAAUCUGUAGAAAUUUCACCAGAAGCUCUACAGUUUGCUGAUGCUGUAACUUUGGUCAGAAAGAACCAGGCUAUGCUCUGCCACUUUAUUAUGAAGCAAUUCCAAAGGAAAGGGCACUGGUGUAGUGAAAUUCUUCUCCAGAGCUUGUUGUUCUUGUUGCACUCAGCAACUGAUCUAUUUUGUCCACCAGAGAAUGUAAUUGAUAUAAUUUUGAAGUCUGCCGAAAACCUUAAUGAACAGCUUGCAUGUCUUUACAGUUUUGUUAAUGCAGGGGAUAAGAAAUUGGAUAGGGUAAAACUACAUGGUCUAAGAAGACGUUGGACCCUUCUCCAGAAGCUGGUUCUGGCUUCAUCUGGAAAUGAUAAUGCUAGAGAACUUGUCAGCGUUAAAAAAGAUGGUUUCCGUUUUAGAAGCUUAGUCCCUCCAUCAGCAUGGAUACAUAAGAUAUCGGAUUUCUCCAGGUUUUCUACCCCACUCCCUCGAUUUCUUGGAUGGAUGGCAGUGUCUCGUUAUGCCAAGGAAUAUUUAAACGAGAGGUUAUUUCUUGCUUCUGAUUUCUCACAGCUUACGUCUUUGCUGUCAAUUUACAUGGAUGAGCUUUCUUUGAUGGAUGGAGUUGCAAUUCAGAAGGCCAGGUCUGCAAAAGGUGAACUAUCUGAUUGCAAUAAACACUUGCUCCUUAAGAAGGAAACUGCUCUGUCAGUUCAACCAAACAUGACCAAACAGUUUAAGAUUUUACUUCCUGAAUUACAUUUCUUCUUUCCAAGCAUGGGCAAAUUGUUUAAUGCAUUUGGAGAGAGCAUCUUGGAGGCUGUUGGGUUACAGUUAAAAUGUCUCCCCAACAGUGCAGUACAAGAUGUUCUUUGUUGGUUUUCUGAGAUGUGCUUGUGGCCUUAUCUUGAACGCAUUAAGGAGCAUCUUGUAGCUGCAAACAGAGUUAGUUAUUUGAGAGGAAAUGUUGCUGCUAAUGCAAAAGCUGUUGUUUUCUACCUACUUGAGUCUAUUGUUGUUGAGCACCUGGAGGCUGUUAUUCCUGAAACACCAAGGAUAGUGCACAUUCUCGUGUCACUUUGUCGAGCUUCUUAUACUGAUGUGGCCUUCCUCAAGUCCAUGCUGUGUCUAGUGAAGCCGCUCAUCUCCUACUUCUUAAGGAAGAGAACUGAUGAUGAAAAAGUAUUGGGUCAUAUAACGGAGAGCAGUGAUUCUGAGUUGCUUUGUUUUGAAGAAUUGUUUGAAAUUAUCAGGUGUGGUAAACGUUCAGAGGGUACAACUGGAGAUAAGAUUCAAGUACCCUUGCUUAUCUUCAUUCUGGGAUCAAUGUUUCCUGAUUUCUCAUUUGAGAGGAGGAUUGAAAUAUUAGGUUCCUUGUUAGUUUGGGUGGAUUUUAUCAGUUUCGAUCCACCAUCAUUGUUAUGCAGCUAUCUUCAAAGCUUCCAGACACUUAUUGAUGGUUUUGAAACUGUAUUAGUCCAGAAUAUUGAGUUACUUGGUAUCAGCAUCCUUUCUGCGAGAAGCCAGUCUAUAGAAUCUGCUAAUUCCUUGGGUGUUGAUGGCAUCAUUCAGCAUGAGAAGAACACGCAAGAUAGGGAAGAGCAGGUACUAAUGAAAUCCACAGAAUAUUGUGAGAAUGUUGAAAGUCAUAAGGGUGUUUAUUCUCUACGUCGUGGCAGUAUCAAAGAAUUUUGUGGCGCCAUGGAGAAGUUUAUUUCACACCUUACUCCAUCUAUUGAGGGUAGUUGGAAAUGGCACCAUCAAUUGGCUUCCAGGCUCUCUUUGUCGAUUGCAAAAUGUCUGUUGUUUGCAAAACUUUUAAAGUCCAUUAUGCAAGAAGACACAGUAUCUAGUAGCCAUGAACAAGAUGUUGCUGUGAAAAUUUCCUGUGAGCUUGCACAAAAACACUGGGAAAGUGCUCUUGAAGGUCUUGUAGAAAUCAUUUUAGUAAAUCAGCAAACACAGUGCUGGCAGGUGGCAUCGGCUAUGCUUGAUUAUAUAGUUAAGAUGCCAAACGUCCUUGCUUGGGGUAAUGUUCUUAAUGCCACAUGCUCUGCAGUCAAGCACUUUUGCUCUCAUGCGCCUAGGAUAUCUUGGAGGCUGCAGACAGAGAAGUGGUUAUCGCUAUUGGUUUCUGGUGGAAUCAAGGACUUCAAGAACAGUGAGAUCUCUUUGAUUGAUCUUUUCUGUACAAUGUUGAGUCAUUCUGAACCAGAGCAGCGCUCUGUUGCAUUACAUCAACUUGGGAGGAUUAUUAACUCAACGAAUUCUACUGAAGCUGAUUCGAAAUCUCCUACUUAUAACCAAAAUGUCCUCACAUCUGGUUCAACAGUUACAUCCCUUCUAGCUACUCAUACAUGGGAUAGAGUAGCAGCAUUGGCUCUCCACGACUCUUCUAUGCUAUUAAGGAACCAUGCAAUGGCAUUGCUUACGGAAUAUGUGCCUUUUGUUGAUAGGAAACAUCUGCGGUCCUUUCUUGGAUCCAGCAACAGCAUCCUGAAUAGUGUGGGACAACUUUCUGGUGUAAUAGAAGAGGGCUAUUUGACACGAAUGUCUUUGCUGUUACUUUCUAGGGCAUGUCUUUAUUCUUCUCCUGAAGAUAUUGCUUUGAUACCUGAAUCUGUUUGGCAGAAGUUGGAAAACAUGCAAACAUCAAUUGGUGGUUUUGGUCAUAUGGAGAAAGAUUUGUGCCGAGCUCUGUGCCAACUUAGAAGUGAAUCAGAUGCUAAAAUGGUCGUAAAAGAAGUUAUCUCAGGAUCUACGACACAACCAAUCUGCCUUGAUUUUAAGAGCAUCCGUGAAUCAAUUCUACAGGUGCUGUCCUCUUUGAGUUCUGCUGAAGCAUACUUUGAGUUCUUCUCAGCCAGAUCUGAUCAAGAAUAUCAGGAACUUGAAGAAGCUGAGGUUGAAUUGGAGCUUAUUGAAAAAGAGAAAGCAGUUCAUGACUCUGCUGGACAUCCCCAUGAUACUGUGGUUCCUGAUAUGUCAUCAUAUCAUAAAUAUGGUAAUGAGGUUAAUAAACAGCUUCAGAAAAUCCGGGAAAAUAUACGGUCCCUGGAAAGGUCCAGGCUCAAAGAGGAAAUUACAGCACGCAGGCAAAAGAAGCUGCUUAUAAGACAUGCUCGUGAAAAGUACUUAGAAGAGAAAUGGUCUAAGGAAAUGGAGCUUAUGCAAGAGCUUGAUAGGGAAAGAGCUCUUGAGAUGGAACGCGAAAUAGAAAGACAGCGACAACUGGAUAUUGAGCGUGCAAAGUCUAGGGAGCUGCAAUUCAACCUUGAUAUGGAAAAAGAAAAACAAACUCAGAAAGAGCUUCAACGUGAACUGGAGCAAGUUGAGUUGGGGCGGUCAUCAAGGCGGGAGUACUCGGCUAAUCCUAACAGCCGGUCCAGGGAGAGAUACCGUGAAAGGGAUGGCAGCAGCCGAGGACAGCAGGAGGGGAGCCUGAGGUCAAGCAGCCGAGGCCAUGAGGGAGGAGGCUCUGCUCAAGUGCCGGCACCAGUUGUGCUUGCCGGAUCAAGGACAUUUUCAGGAGGCAACCUUCCAACGAUUCUGCAGCCUCGCGAGCGCGCCGCUGAUGAGGAAAGCGCCUGGGACGCCGGUGAUGCCAGCAGCAUCGGAGAUGCUGAAUUUGAUGGCGCGAGGCCGCAUGGGCCACGAGGCAGCAGCAAGUCAUCGUCGUCCAGGCAAGUCGUCGAACGGAGAGAGCGAGAUGGUGCUGCAGCUGCAGGCACAGCCAGAAGAGAAGGUAAAUGGGAGAGGAAGCAGCAUUCCUGACUAGCCUACUCGUUGAUGAAGAGCUAGCGUCGUAUCGAUGGA
Phragmites australis (common reed) is the source of this 6734-nucleotide messenger RNA. RefSeq lists its product as uncharacterized. NCBI's taxonomy places the organism in Eukaryota, Viridiplantae, Streptophyta, Magnoliopsida, Poales, Poaceae. Bases 75 to 6692 code for a protein of 2205 amino acids. The transcript has 25 exons. The record is from RefSeq and is a predicted model, not a curated record.